AUGCGUCAGGCUCUCACUCUUACACUCGCCGCCGUGACGGGCGUCUUUGCCGCACCGGCCGCCACUACCGGCCCAAGUGGCAAGACGUCCGUCCACAACAAGCGAGCGGACUUUUAUUGGGGAGGCGCGGUGCAAGAAGGCCCUCCGGGCACCGGCUGGAACUACGUUCAAGGCAGCGUAGUCGUCCCCAGCUUCGGCGGAGGAGACAACCAGCACUCGGCAAACAUGUGGGUGGGAAUCGACGGCGACGACUGCACGAGCGCCAUCUUGCAGACCGGCCUCGUGGCCUACGGAGACGGCACAUUCUGGCUAUGGACAGAAUGGUGGAAGCACCCCAUGCAAAGCUACGAGGCCAGCCUCGCCUUCUCACCUAAUGAUACCCUGCGCUUUACCGUGCACGCCACGUCCACCACCUCGGGCACCACAACCGUCGAGAACCUGAGCAGCGGACACGCCGUCUCGCAUACGUUUACAAGCGAGAGUGCCUACCCGCUCUGCGAGACGGAUGCUGAAUGGAUCCUCGAAGACUGGCAGUACGACGGUCAGCCGGUCGCCCUGGAGAACUGGGGCACGAUUAAGAUUUUCGACACUGUUGCUAAGAGCCCCGGAAAGCAAGUCACGGCUGCUGGUUCUGGCAUUGUUAAUAUCAACAUCAACGGCCGGACUCUUACUAGCAGUAGUGUUGACUCGGAUGGAACCGUCAGCGUCACGUAUAUUGGUCCCAACUAA
Messenger RNA from Metarhizium brunneum ARSEF 3297, 729 nucleotides. RefSeq names its product Aspergillopepsin-2. Gene Ontology annotation, molecular function: glutamic-type endopeptidase activity. Gene Ontology annotation, biological process: proteolysis. Lineage: Eukaryota; Fungi; Ascomycota; Sordariomycetes; Hypocreales; Clavicipitaceae. The record is from RefSeq and is a predicted model, not a curated record.